AUGUCCGGUGGAGCGCUGGGUGGCGGAACCCCGCAGUCACUGGCUUCAGCACAUUUAAACAGUCCAAGUGUGGAUCGAAUGCCUCAUCUGAAAGAGCUUGUUCUCAACGCUGAUGACGCCAGCAGCUCAGCGUCCCAGCCGGUUGCCUCGCACCAUAUUGACAAGGUUAGUCAGAUUUGUUGA
Gongylonema pulchrum is the source of this 183-nucleotide messenger RNA. NCBI's taxonomy places the organism in Eukaryota, Metazoa, Nematoda, Chromadorea, Rhabditida, Gongylonematidae. The record is from the annotation of a GenBank genome assembly.